Messenger RNA from Amoebophrya sp. A120, 1057 nucleotides. The record is from the annotation of a GenBank genome assembly. NCBI's taxonomy places the organism in Eukaryota, Dinophyceae, Syndiniales, Amoebophryaceae.
GUUGUUUUGCGUCACAUUUGGUGACGUUGGCAAGGUGGUAUUCAAAUCGCCUAGAUUCAUCGGUGAAUGAAGAGAAUUGAAUUCACAGCCUCAACCUUCAUGAACUUCUAUCAAUCUGUCGUGAAAACCAGAACCAAAUAAACCCGUCACAGGUCCUGAAGAUGGUUUUCUGACUAGGCAUAGGCAUAAGAUGGUGAACGUGUUGCGUCCCUGUACUAUAGUUGUGACAAGUAAAAGCCCUUCAAUAGUUGUUUCUCACGCCUGCUACACCAAUGCACGAUUAAAGUCCAGUAUUAAUCAAAUUUAUUUCCCUUUAUGCUCCUUGUCAAAACAUUCUACACCAUUGCCUUUGCCAAGGACGAGUUAUCUAAUAAAUUCAUCCUGUGCGGCUAAAAAGCAGCUUACCCAUAAUUCGGGUGCUCAGCAGAAUGUUUCGUCCACCCGCUGCUGGCAAAGAGCAGCAGCGCGUUCCUACGUCACCACGAGUACUAUCAAGUCGCUAACCGGAGGUGCGAAGAUGCUUCCGGCUAUUGGUGACCCGCGUUUGGGCGACGAGGAAAAGGGCGAGCAAGAUGAACUUCCGCUGUCUGGACCAGCACUACAACAGGGAUCAAGAAUAGCGAAGACCCGUUCCGACAGCGACACUCCGGCCGCCUUCCUCGACACACUGCACCAGGCGUUUUAUGCUACUAAAAAUGGCCGAGGGGUAGCCGUAGGCGUAGCGAGGAUUUCUAAUUUGGAUGGUGGAAUCGAACCUCUGCAAGCAGAUGAAGACGACGAUGAUCCGAUGGAGCAAUCCGAUUUUUCACUCUCGACGUCCUUUUCUACUUCCGAAGCCCAGGAACCACCACAACCGGCAGAUCUUCCGGUGGGAAAAGAAUUGUUGAACCACCAACGUCAAAAGCUUGAACACCUGGCCUCCACCUUGGAAAACCUUUUCAACCGCUGGCAGGACUGUUCUCUCCAGUUCGGCGUCGACGAGCAGUACAACAAUAAAAUCAAACACAAUAAAAUAAUGGAAAUCAAGAGGUUCUUCACGUUGAAGUUCCUCAAAUAG